AUGCCUCAAAAGUUCACUAUUCUGGUUCUAAAAUCUACUUCUCCUCUCCAAACUAACACGGCUCUAAAUAUUCCUCACCCUCCCCAGGCUGCUGCAAUUCAUCCUCCAUCCUCUGCUCAAACUACUUCAGCUACAAGUUUGCCCCAGACUGCUGCUCGACCAAGCGCACCCCAACCUCCAUCUGAGCCCCACACAAAUAUAAGUCAAACUGCAGUCCCUCCGAAUUUGGUUGAAAGGAUACGAGUGUUUGAAGACCGGUCUCUACGACGUCUUGCCCCUGUUACCAUAUCUGAAACUGGUCGGCCACGGGUUCUCAUCCCUGAUGAAGUGUUUCAGCGUGGAGAAGAGCUACACAAGAAUUUCAUCGUGUGCUAUUUUAAUGGUCGUCCCCCUCCUUAUAGCCAAAUUCAAAGCGUGCUCAACCAUAUGUGGGGAAAAGGCGGAAAGCUUGAGAUUCAUAACAACCCUAUCAGCAGAAACAUGAUUGUUAGAAUUCCGAGUGACUACCUUAGGAAGAAGAUCCUGGAAAAGGGCUCUUGGUAUGUGGGGGACUCUAUGUUUCAUACAGCCCAAUGGUCCUCUGCUCAUUCUGCCGAUCUGGUUGCUGGCUUAGUGGGUGAACCAGUUGAAACUGAUGAUAUUACUAAGAAUCUUGUCAGCCUUACUUUGUCUCAUGUGAAAGUGGAAGUGAACCUAACUAAGGAACUACCUAGGGUGGUUGAGUUCCAACGUCAGAGUGGUGAAGUUGUGGAAGUGCUGGUUGAUAAUCCGUGGUUGCCUCCUACUUGUUCUCAUUGCAAAGAGCUUGGCCAUAUAGUCCAAAAUUGCUUGAAAGUCCCUCUUCCUCCAAGAACGACAAAUGCAACUCCUAAGGCUCAAGUUGCUAGGGAAGCAAAGAAAAAGAAUGUAAGCUCUGAUCAGGACACUGUGUUUCAACAUGCUCAUGAUCUCCCUAACAAUAAAAAAAACAAAGAGGCGGCCUCUACCUCUUCUACUCCUGAUGUGGUUUCAAAUUCAGAAAAUCAUCCCCCAGUUACUCCUGUUUCUCAUUCGGCUAUUCUCACUGCCAGGAUCCCAUUUCCUCGUUCCUCAUCCUUGCCUCCUUUAGUCCCUACGACUGUCCCUGUUAAUGUUCGUGGCCUAAAUGACCCGAGCAAGCAUCAGCCUUUUUGUCAAUGGCUUAUUAGCCACCAGCCUAUUUUUGGAGCUAUCCUAGAAACUCAUAUAAAAGAUCUAAACUUGAGCCGUCUAAUGUCUAAGCUUUGCAAUGGUUGGAGUUUUACCUCUUAUCAUUCGUCGGAUGAGAAUGGCCGAAUAAUUUUGAUUUGGAGGGAUCCGGCUAAGGUUCGCAUUCUCCAUCAGUCCCAUCAAACUCUCACCUGUGAACACUCGAACCCUGAUAUCAACACUUUCAACUCCAACAUGAUUGACUUUCGUGAUUGCCUAAAUCAGAUGGGAUUAUUUGAUUUGAGGUUUCAAGACCUAUUCUUUACGUGGACCAAUUGUCAACCUGACUCUCCUGUGGCAAAAAAGAUCGACAGGCUCCUUGUAAACUGCCAUGCGUUGUCAAUGUUCCCCAACAGCACAGCCACCUUCCUGCCUCCCCUAACCUCUGACCAUAGCCCUUGUCUUGUUGACCUUGCCCAUCAGUUACCUAAAGCUGGAACCCGUCCUUUCAAAUUCUAUAACUACCUUACAAAGCACCCAAACUUUCACCAUCUGUUGCAAGAGGCUUGGUUUCAGGUCGGAAGCUUUGGUUUCACCCUCACUAUCCUGUGUUGGAAACAAAAGACUAUAAAGAGGGCAUUAAAAGAGCUAAAUAGAGAGAAUUUUUCACAAAUACAAGUGAAAGUUUGUGAGGCUUACAGUUUGUUACAAGUUGUGCAGUCCAUUCUUGCUCCUGAGAUCCUUCCUUCAAUGUCUAUCUCAUCUCCUCUUGAUUGGACUGUCCCAAGCAGAAUGCGACAUGAUCAAAUUCUCUACUGGAAUGCCACAUGGUACCCUGCCAGUGAAAUGCUUAUUCAACAAGUUAUGCUAAGCAUCAACAAUUGUGAAAUGCUUAUUCAACAAAUUAAAAGUCGAAUUACCUCUUGGAGUGCAAAGUCUCUUUCCUUCGCAGGGAGACUUCUCCUCAUCAAGACGGUUAUAGCUGGCAUCUCAACUUUCUGGUGCGCAUCGUUCAUCCUCCCAAAGGCGUGUAUUGACAGAAUCAACUCCUUAUAUAGUGUGUACCUUUGGAAAGGAAACGUCGAAGGUCAUCACUCAGCGAGAGUCUCGUGGGCAACAAGUCAAGGAGGAUUAGUGUGGGUCGCCUGGUACAAGAGUGUGGUCCUGAAAGGUUCUCUGAAUAAUUUCUGGACUGCUAAACCUCAUAGAAAAGCAUUCAUGGCUAGCAAACAAACUCCUCAAGACAUGUUCCCAUGGAUAAAGCUGAGAUUGGGAAACGGAAACAACUGCAGAUUCUGGUCGGAUAACUGGUCUCCUUUUGGGAGUAUUAAAAGUUUCAUCCAUUCCCGACGAGGGAUCACGGAAAAUGCCAUUCUCUCGAGUCUUCACCAUCAGGGCCAAUGGAUGCUUCCAUCUGCACGUUCCGAGAGCGAGGUCAGUCUGCAAGCUUAUCUAACUACAAUUGAUUUAACGGCGGAAGAUGACUACUAUGAGUGGGUAAUUGACGAUCAAGUGAGCGAAAAGUUCAGAACAAGUCAAAUUUACAAAAAUCUUAGAGAUGAUUUUGAGGAGGUACCUUGGGAAAAGAUAGUUUGGUCAGUUGGAGGGAUCCCGAAACACAAUUUCUUGACUUGGCUCUUCAUCUUAAAUAGAUGUCCUACUAGGGAUCGUAUUUUAGGAUGGGGUCUCCAGAUGGAUGCAAAUUGCUUGUUAUGCAACUCUUGUUAUGAAAGUAAGGAGCAUAUCUUCUUUGAUUGUGCUUUUAGUUGGGACAUUUGGGUGGAGGUGGCAAGACGGAGCAAUCUUCAAGCUUGUAGAGUUUGGGCGGACUCAAUCUUACAGAUGCAAUCCUUGUCGGGAGGGAAGCAUGCAAAUCGAUUAACUCUUCUGGGAUGGCAGGCAACGAUAUAUUGGAUAUGGGCAGAACGAAAUGCAAGGCUACAUCAACAAACUUUCCGGUCGACUGAAACUCUGAUUACUCUCAUUGACAGUUCUCUCUUCCAGACUGCUGCAACAAUGGCGCUCGACGGAGAUCCCACG
Molecule: messenger RNA, 3207 nt
Organism: Thlaspi arvense
Lineage: Eukaryota; Viridiplantae; Streptophyta; Magnoliopsida; Brassicales; Brassicaceae
Source: the annotation of a GenBank genome assembly